Molecule: messenger RNA, 1833 nt
Organism: Hemibagrus wyckioides
Lineage: Eukaryota; Metazoa; Chordata; Actinopteri; Siluriformes; Bagridae
Gene: cdadc1
Product: cytidine and dCMP deaminase domain containing 1
Exons: 10
Coding region: 109-1632 (507 amino acids)
Biological process (GO): dTMP biosynthetic process; dUMP biosynthetic process
Cellular component (GO): cytoplasm
Molecular function (GO): zinc ion binding; dCMP deaminase activity
Source: RefSeq, a predicted model, not a curated record
GCUGCCUGACGUCAACCUAAAUAGGAAGAGGACAUUGUUAAACGUAGAUUAAAGCUCACACCAGUGGACUGUGUCACUGACAGCCUUCUUGUUAAUGAUCGGAGCUGAAUGGCAGCGACACCCCGCGAGCACCGGCUACAUCCGGGUACCGACAGAAACGGGCGCACCGCAAAGAGCGAAGAUGACGUCAGUAACGUGAAGGAGAGCGGUACACAGACGGAGGGCAAAGUGCAAGGUCAUGGACCCAGACUGUCCAAAGUUAACCUCUUCACGUUACUGAGUCUUUGGAUGGAGCUUUUUCCCAGGAGGGACUCUCAGAGACGAGACAACGCAUCUGUGAAAGGCACUGGCCUAGUGGUGGUCCAUGAGCAAAGAAUUCUGGGUCUUCAUUGCUCUGGAGCAGCGCUCCAUGCCGGUCAGGUGGCUGUAAUCAGACAUGGGUCCAGACUAAAGGGCUGCGAUCUUUAUUUUUCCAGAAAGCCUUGUUCUGCCUGCCUAAAGAUGAUUAUUAAUGCUGGAGUGAACAGGAUCUCGUACUGGCCGGCUGAUGCUGAGAUCAGUCUGCUGUCUGACAGAAGCAGUGCCGCAGGUUCUCGUCUCCAGGAAGCCAUGCUGGAUGCAACCGCUGCCGAAAGACUCAAAUCCAGUAGCAGGCCACACAUCGGUGUGGUGCUCCAACCUCUCCCCAACUCCAUGCUUCAGUUUGUGGAGGAGACGUCCCGCAACAGUGACUUUCUGGGCAGAAUGGCAGCUGACGAUCCCUCUCUGGAUGUCCAUGAACUCUUUAGGAAAGAGCGCUGGAGGAACUGGGAGAGUUUUUCUAAAAGGUUUGUGAUUGAUGAUGUGGAGGUGCACAGAGAGCUGCUGAGUAAAAUGAACCUAGAGAACUUUUGCACAGAACCAUAUUUCAGCGAGCUACGGCAGCACAUGAGGGAUCUGAUCCGGAUUCUGGCUUCCGUGGCUGCCAGUGUUCCCGCUCCCGAGCACGAAUACGGGUUCUAUGAGACAGAACCCAUAAUGAGUGGACAUAGGACAUUAUCUCAGGAUGUUGUGCGACACUGCAUCAUCCAGGCUGCGGUGCUGGCGUAUAGAACAGAAGAUCCUAAAGUGGGAGUAGGUACAGUGAUCUGGGCAGAAGGCAGACUGCCUCAGUGUGAUGGCACGGGGAACAUGUACCUGGUGGGAUGUGGUUAUAACGCCUAUCCCGUGGGCUCCGAGUAUGCCGAGUUUCCUCAGAUGGACGACAAGCAGGAAGAGAGACAGCGCCGUAAAUACCGCUACAUCAUCCACGCUGAGCAGAAUGCGCUCACGUUCAGGAGUGCGGAUGUGAAGGAGGAAGAAAACACAAUGCUCUUCGUCACUAAAUGCCCCUGUGACGAAUGUGUACCUCUGAUCCAAGGCGCCGGCAUCAAACAAAUCUACACCACAGACCUGGACAGCGGGAAGGACAAACACGACAUCUCUUACAUCAACUUCAACCGGCUGCGCGGCAUCCGCAAGUUCAUCUGGAAGAAGUCGUGUCUUGUCAGAAGUGCUGCUGAACAAACUGGUCCACCUUUAUCAAAUGGCUGUGUGAAGAACAGACGAGAGGAAGCUGUGGACUAUCAAUGCAACAAGAAGCUGAGAAACUGAGGGAUCGGGAAGCUCAGAGGUUCUUGACUAUAAUCCUGGAGAGCCCUUGGUUUACAGUUUUAGAGAUUAUCCUUCUGUCUUUGAACCUCAUCAUAACGUUACCUUGAACACGUGGAAUGCCUCAAACUGGAUAUUGGGACUUUUGUCUCUCAACAGGUUCAUCAUGAGUUUGAGGUUCUCCGGCUUGCUGAUGUACCUCGU